AUGGAGUACCUGCUGGAGGGGCUGGCCGCCGAAGCACAGAAGCAGGGACAACAGACCCGCUACAAGGCGUACCUCACAGCCUUGCGAUCGAUGCAAAAGUAUCCGCUCCCGCUCAAGAGUGGGCAAGAGGCCAUGAUGCUCGAGGGAGUGGGUCCGAACAUAGCGUUCAAGCUGGAUCAGCUCCUGCCUCGUUUGCACAAGGAGAUUGAGAAGAACAAGCGUACCGCCACCACCAAGACGACGACCUCUCGCACUGCGGGACACAAGCGUACCCGAGAGGGUGACGAUGCGCCAGCUGGGCCAGAUGAAAAUGCGAGCGAGAGCGCUCACAACGCCGGCCCGCGUUUGGCGGCCAGCGCAUCGAGAGAAGCGACAGAGAGACCCGAUGAGCCGCCCAACAAGCGGCCGCGCAGCAGGGCCUACACGCCUCGCCUUCGCUCCAUUCCGUAUGCUGUGGUGAUGGCACUGAGCCGAGGCCCGGCCGAGGACCCGAUGAGCCGAGCCACGCUCCUGACAACAGCAGCGUCAUUCUGCGACUCACCUGCAGUGACGGGCGACAAGGAGGACGGUGCGUGGAAGACCGCCAUUUCCACGCUGGUCAAGAAGGGAUUCGUGCAGCGUCACCCGCUGCGAUCAACCCCGCACUACUCGCUCACCACCGAGGGCGAGGAGCUGGCUGAGCGCCUCUCCCGAACCACCACCACCACCACCGGCAAGGAGGAUUCGGCACCCGCUCCUCGCAGCGUGGUUAGGGCGGCGACGGCGGUCUCAUCGGUUGCCACGGCCAAGGCGUCCGCUAGCGCUGGACAGCUCCACGGGCACGAUAGCAACGAGGAGAGCUGCGACAUCGACGCCGACGACGACGACAACACCGGCUACCGGCGUUCGGCCGUCCAGAGCAAGAAGAAGGCAGCGCCCUCGGGAAAGGAGCGACGCCGGCCGCCGAGCGAAGACGAGGAUAAGGAGAACAGAGAGAACGGCGCCGGCGGAGUGACACAAGGCGGCUGGGAGAGCAGCGGCAAGCAGACGUCGUCGUCGCUGUCGUCGAGCACCACCAAGCCGCGGGUCACGAUCGACCUCUGCGCCUCGCCCUCGCCCUCCGCUUCGCCCUCGUACCACCCCCACCACGACUACAACUUCGACUACUCGCCGCUCGGCGCGUACCACCGCCUUUCCCCCUACAGGGGCCUGACCCCCGCCUCCCCGAACCGCCUCCUCCAUCCCUUCCUGCACACGCAGCACUCGUCGUCGUCGUCGACGACGAUGGCCCACGCCGGCGCCUCGUCGCCCGCGGCGCCCACUGCGCCCUACAAGCCCAGCUUCCGCUUUGGCUACGUCAACGAAGACGAGCAGUGGUGCACCUACCGAUGGGAGGCCGCCGAAAAGUUCCACGAAGGCGAGCGCUACUAUCGCAUUUCGACGAUGCAGGACCCCACGCUGUGGGACAGUCACUAUCGGCUGCUGGUCUCGCCCUUCCGCAAGAGCGCCGCCACCAAUCUCCACAGGGCGUGGCUGCGCGAGGACGAUGCGCCCGUGUGCGCACGCGCGCCCAUUGUUGCGGAGGACGCGGCGACUGGGCCUGUCGCCGAAGCCGCCGCUGCCGCCGAAAGCGGGAGCGACCGAGAGAACGCGACGCGACUGCCCACAGGCAAACGCACCAGAGGCGGACUCGCGCGCCGGAACCUCACCACGGAGCUCGACGAUGUGGUGGCCGACGGCAAGACGACCACGAAGGCGGCCACCGCACAGGCCGCGUCGCGCAAGCCGAAGCGGGGCAAAAAGAACGUCACAGAGAAAGAAAGCGAAAGCGAAGAACGAGAGAGCGAAAACGAAAAAGAGCGAAAGCGACGAGCGGCGAGGGGGCAAGCGGAAGCGACGACCACGGCCCGCCAGCGACAGCGACGUCGGGCGCUGCCGCGGGACGCCUACGAGGUGGUGAUGCUGGUCGACACGCGCGAGAUCGCCGGCAAGGGCAACGCCAAGGGGGGCAAGAGCCGCAAGACGAUCUUCCAGGAGAUGGUCAAGCGCGGCAUCGCGUGCGAGGAGCGGAGCCUCGCGCUGGGCGACUUCAUGUGGGUCGCGCGCGACAAGCGGCGCGGCACCGAGUACGUGAUGGACGUCAUCGUCGAGCGCAAGAAGGUCGACGACCUCUGGGCCAGCAUCAAAGACGGCCGCUACUACGAACAAAAGUUCCGUCUGGCGCGGAGCGGGGUGGAGCGAGUGGUGUAUAUUGUGGAGGGCGCGCUGCAGGCGGGCGGCAAUCCGCACAAGACGUGGAACCAGCUGCCGGUGGACACGCUCGAGUCGGCCCUGGUGUCGACCCAGGUGGGCAACGACUUUGUGGUCCAGCGCUGCGCGACCCUGCGCGAGUCCAUCUCCUUCCUCAAGUCGCUCACGCGGCAGCUCACCGCGCGCACCGAGCCUAUCACCCUGCGCGACGAUGAUGAAGACGACGACAACGACGACGAGCAGAAAGAUAACGAUGGCGCCAAGAUCAGGGCGCUCUGGGAGAUCGGCCGAUGGAGCGAGAAGGUCUCCAAGAGCGGCAACCUCACCAUCACCGACGUGUUCGCCAAGCAGCUGCUCCAGAUCAAUGGCGUGUCGCCGGCGAAGGCGAAGGCGAUCACGGAUCGCUACGCAACGCCACGCAAGUUGGCCAAGGCCUACGAUCGGUGCGCGGACAAGGCCGCGCGGGAGGCGCUGCUGGCCCAGCUCACCGCUGGUGGCCGCAAGCUCGGACCUGUCCUCAGCAAACGCGUUCACGACGCCAUGUGGACCACCAUCACACCCUCGCGGACCAAGGAUGACUAG
This is a messenger RNA of Acanthamoeba castellanii str. Neff, 2811 nucleotides long. RefSeq names its product ERCC4 domain containing protein. The coding region runs from base 1 to 2811 and encodes 936 amino acids. Gene Ontology annotation, molecular function: crossover junction DNA endonuclease activity; DNA binding; 3'-flap endonuclease activity. Gene Ontology annotation, cellular component: nucleus; Holliday junction resolvase complex. Lineage: Eukaryota; Discosea; Longamoebia; Acanthamoebidae. The transcript is spliced from 10 exons. Gene Ontology annotation, biological process: mitotic intra-S DNA damage checkpoint signaling; resolution of meiotic recombination intermediates; double-strand break repair via break-induced replication. The record is from RefSeq and is a predicted model, not a curated record.